Oncorhynchus tshawytscha (Chinook salmon) is the source of this 795-nucleotide messenger RNA. Its product is annotated as C-reactive protein-like. The transcript has a single exon. The record is from RefSeq and is a predicted model, not a curated record. Bases 175 to 795 code for a protein of 206 amino acids. NCBI's taxonomy places the organism in Eukaryota, Metazoa, Chordata, Actinopteri, Salmoniformes, Salmonidae.
UGAAUUGUUGAAUAAUUACAUGUGUUUCAGUAGUACUUACUGUAUUUACUAUACUAAUAGGAUUGCAAAAUACCCUGUAAUUUUCCUAAGUUCUACAAAUUUUCAAACACUACAUUUUGAAAGUUUCCUCCAUUUGCAACUCUAAUAACGAAUCUUAUUCUAAUUGUAACAGACAUGUCAGGGAAGCAAAUCAUUUUCCCAGUGAAGUCAAACACCACCUAUGUCAAGAUAACCCCUGACAUGAACAAAAUCUUCUUUGCUGUGACUGUCUGCGUUCGAUUUUUCACCGACUACCAGACAAAGGAGCUGACCAUUUUCUCAUUGGCCACGCCUUCUCAUGCUGAUGGUUUUGUAAUCUUCAGGGGAGAUGGGGGAAAUUACAGGGUGUACAUUGGGGACCAAGGUAUCUAUUUCUGGGGAUUGCCAGACAAAAUGAACGAGUGGUACUCUGUUUGUGGGACGUGGGAUGCCAGUACAGGAUUGACUCAACAGUGGGUGAAUGGGAAGCCAAGUGCAAGGAAAGCGCUCCAAGCCGGCAGCUCCAUCUCUGGUACUCCCAGUAUUAUUUUAGGUCAGGACCAAGAUGCAUACGUUGGUGGGUUUGAUGUACAUGACUCCUUUUACGGACAUGAGACUGAUGUCCACAUGUGGGACAGAGUGCUCUCCCCAUGUGAGAUCCAAAGUUACAUGAAGGGGGAGGUGUUAUCUCCAGGGAAUGUGGUAAACUGGAACGCACUAAAAUACACAAGGCAUGACUAUGUGGUUGUUGAGAGGAUGCAGAGCCUGACCUGUUAA